Molecule: messenger RNA, 10560 nt
Organism: Xyrichtys novacula (pearly razorfish)
Lineage: Eukaryota; Metazoa; Chordata; Actinopteri; Labriformes; Labridae
Source: the annotation of a GenBank genome assembly
UGUAGCUCAUGACAAGUUUAUUGUAAAAAUCUAUCAAAAACAUUCAAUAAAUUACCUAUGUCUCUUUUAAUAUGCAUAGAUUUUCCAUAGGAAACAUCACAAAAACACUGCAUUUUCAAAAAAAAAAGGAACAAAGCAGUUUAUCAAUAAUCACACCUCUGUGCUAAACUAAAGAGCAACUUUGCAAAAAAAAUAAAAAAAAUUACUGUAUCUCUCAAGCAUCUGCAAAUAAAGUUGCACCAAAUUCCACUCUUCACUCAUGAUUGAAGCUGAAUUCCACCGAUCUUUGGGUGAACAAUGUUCUUAUGUACAUGUUUUUCUUUUACAACUGACCUGCUAAGUUGUCUUGAUAACAAAGGUUCUGUUUACUGUCCCCUUACUGACCAGGAAAACAAUCAGCAUAUCCUUGAGGUGUAACAGACAACUCCUCAGCAUAAAAUAUUUGCCAAACCAGUUUUUAAACCAUCUUUGUUUAUAUUUAUAUUUACAAGCUUGCAAUCCUCUUGAUCACUGUUACUCAGUCUUCAAGUUGUUGUGAAUAGUGCGACAUAAAGGUCUUUAACCUUUUCACGAAGCUUGAGGCCAAAAAGGUUAAGAUGUUGUUUGUUUUUUGGCAUCUAUAGAGUGAAAAAACAUGAAAUGUAAGACACUUUAAAUGUGAUUCGCCCAAAUCAUGUGUCGAUAAAAUAGUUUUUUUAAUCAGGUUUUGAACCAACAGUUAAUUUACUGGUGAUGCCACUCAAGCAGGAGUCCACAUGGCUGCACAGCUACACUGUGCAGAUAAUGGCUCUAAAUUCCAUGGUAGAGGAGAUCAUAUUUGGGGAUAUUUUGAGGAUCUAUUGGACUUUGAACAAUCAUCUUCCCACGCAUGGCUCCUCUGUAAAUGACCUCAAUCAGAUCCAUGAAAUCCUGCUUGGUCUUGAAGCUGCCGACAAACUUGGUAUGAUCUGGAGAGCUGGAAGAUUUCAAAAAUAAAACAUAAUAUAUUACAACUUACUUGUUAUUAUGCAGACUUAGUAUCCGAAGACAGGAGCAUGGGCUGUUCAUGUAACUACAUCAACUUAGAACUGUCUGCGACAAAUUUUUAAAAAAGGCCAUUAUGAGCAGACUUCCUCCCUUUGGGUCUGGGUUUGGGCCUUCAAACUCCCAUCAGCCAGCUCCCUCCUCGACUGAGGGAGGGCAACCUAUAACCAUAUACUAACUGAGCCAUCCACAAUAAUAAUAAUAAAGGGUUUUCUGUUUUUGCUUUGUUUCUUUGCUCUGUUGCAUUAUUCUUUUUACUUUCAUUAGUUAGUAUUACUAUUUUCAAAUGUUAUCUGUUUUAUAUAUCUCCCCAAAACAAGCACUCAUACAUGGGCAUACACACACGCACUCACACGCGCGCACACACACAAACACAAAAGUUAAACUGUCAUCCUAGCUUGUGUCUGUCUUGUCUCCCCCAUCUGUUUGUUAGUUUGUUGUCCCUCACCUGUCAUGUUCUGUUUUGCAUCACUUAAUGAAAAAAAAAAAAAAUUUUUUAUUCUUAAAUAAAUAGAGCAUGAAGCCUGAGGCGGACAUGUGUCCAUACAUUCAAUUCACUCAGUUUCCCGUGAUAAUGAGUAAAUGUUAUUUUUUUAAAAUAAAAAAACUUAAGUCAAUAUAUUCACACAGCCUUUGCCUUAGGAAUGACUUCAUUUCUGUUGCUUUCUGGAUUCUCAAUUGAUUUUUGUUGUAAUCAGAGAAUAACAGCUUUUUUGUGUCAAUAGUUUAAUCUGUUUUAUCAUUUUCAGAUGGAUAAGUUUUCUAGUGUCAACAGGAUCAUUUCCAGAGGACCUUAAAGGAAAAUCCUGUGACUGGUCACCAUAACUACCCACACCAUAUAUGGUCAAUCAAGUCUAUUUCUAUCACUGAUGCUAAGUAAACAUCUCAGGAAUACUGAAACUGACCUGUCACAGAAACACAGUAAAAAUACAUGCAUGGAUGCAUUUCCACUUGGGGCUUUUGUGGUUAAUUACCGAUUAGGUUGUUUGAGAAGAAACAAAGAAAGAAACACUACAAACAAACAAAAACCAGCCUUUAAAAUGCAAAUAUUUGCUGCUAUUUAUCAUGACUACAUAGCUCUCAGGUGUGGACAGUUGGUUUGACGAGGUGAGCACCCCAGAGAUGUAGGAAAUGUGUAGAAAUUUAAGCAAAUUACGGAAGUUAUUUUUACAUUUCACUUCAAUUAUCAGCCAAAUGCUUUUAUGACUGAGAAAAUUAAGAGAGUAUGUUACAAAUUUUGAGCCAAUCCACCUUUUAUGGUACAUGAAGGGUUAUAUAAAGACAGAACGAAUUUCAUACAGUUAUAAUAAGUUACUAAAAUGCACUUUCGUGUCUCACCCAUAAUCCACCUUCAUGUGCUGCCCGUUGAAAAAGAAAACAGUGGAGGGGAUGUAACUGAUGUCAAAGUAUCUGGUGUAGAUUGGAGCUUUAUCCACGUCCACUAUGUAAAUGGCAGCCAUGUUGCUCAGGUCGUGGGCUGUUUUUGACAGCUGGAAGAAACAGAAAUAAUCGAUCAUAUCAGAAACAGACUUUAAAAAACAAAAACAGAGCAUCAGCUUCAUCAAACGUAGAGCUCACAAUCUCAUCCAGCUGGAGACAAACCGAAUCAUCGUCUCUGCCGAACCUCAAAACCAAGACUUUUUCCGCCACGCCUUUAAUCGCUUCAUCGAUGUCUUUUUUGCAGGUUAAUUUCGGUAAAAACAAACUCAUUUUCUAAUUUUAAUUAUCCUUACAAGUCAGCGUUUCCCACUCUGCGAGGAGGAGGAGGAGGAGGAGGAGGAUAUUACGUCAUUAGCUUGUGCGGCUCUGUCAAACUCCCGUAUAGAAACAUUAUGAAGUUUGCGUUACCGUAGAAAAUCGACUUAUGAGUAAUAUUAACGUGGUUUUGGAAAUUUAAAAAAAAUGUCUAGUUUAACUGUAUGAAAAAUAUAACACUAUGUAGCUGUCUCAGCAAACAGGAGGUCAAUUCAAUUCAACUUUGUUUUUAUGGCACUUUUCAGACCGAAAAUGCCGUUCAAAGUGCCUCACAGAGGCUAAAAACAACAAUUAACAACUAUAAAACCCGAACCUCCUAUUCACACAUCCACCCAUGGACCCACACACCCACUCUCACUCGUAUACUGUUAACAAAUUGAGUAUACUAAGCAUAUCAUGUACUUAAUUGCACAGUGCGCGAGUUUCUAGGGUGCAGUGCUGUCCCAAAUUGUAUACUGCCAUGCAGGACACUCACCAGAAAUAACGACGCGAUUUGCCUCAUGUCUGAAUAUUUAUUGUGCAUAACACUGGCACCACAGCUGUCCGCAGCCAUUCUUACCAAUGAAAUGAGCGGGCAAGUGUCCACAGUCGCAUACUCAAAAUCCUGACUGAUUUGAGUAUGUCAUCGGGGUACUUUUGCAUACUAAAUUUUCUCAUACUAUCCAAACUUUUUUCCAUUUUGAGUUGAGUAUACUCAAAAUUUUAUGUAUUUCGUAUGGAAGUAUGCGAUUUGGGACACACCGAUGGUCUGACACUGACAUGUGUGAGGAAAGAGCCACCUUUGAGAAACACUGGAGAUAAAGAUAAAAAUAAAAUAAAAUGGUGAAAAGAAAGACUCAAACCUGAUGGACUAAAACAAGAAAGUAAUAUUAAAUGAACAGAUAAGUAAGAGCUCUUUACCACGUAAAAGGGGUAAAAGAAGUAAAAACCUCUAAAACGGGAAAUAAGGAAAAGACUAAGAACAGAGAUAAUUAACACCGAUUAAAAUGAACAUUUGUACUGAGAGAAAUAUAAAAAGGCAACGAGUGAAAAGGUUAAAACGGUGAGUCUUGAGCCUCCUUUUAAAAAACAUCAACAGUCUCUGCGGCCCUGAGGCUCCCCGGCAGGAACGACCGUUUCAGAACGACCAAUUAUAGUGUGACACCACGUAACAACGUGACCUUCCCCGGUAUUUGAGCAGCAUGGACGCAGUGAGAAGUGAACACAACUUCAGGGAUAUUGGAGACAACCAGUAAGAUGAGGGAGCUUCCUGGAUAUUUUCUUCGUGACUGUAAAACAAGGAGAGAAGAAGUCGUGCUGUAGGACUUUUGUUCCGUCUAAACUGCCGAAAACCAGCAGGGAUUGUCCAUAUUUCCGGAUUCUUUAUCACUUUAUCACGAAUUCACUGCGAUGUUCCGUCUUUUCGCAGCCCAGGGUUUGUCUGAGCUCUGGAAAUGCAGUCAUCUCGUUGCAUCUUGUGUUUCGAAGAGGAAAACAUUAUGUCUUCUCUCUGUUAGAGCCAGACCUCUCAUCUCUGGUCCAGCCUUCAGCACUGGGAGUCCAGCAUGGAAAGAUGCUCUCCAACCUCACAUGGAUAAGGCAGAGGAACCGGACACAAUAGAUCUGGAUAAGUGGAAAUCUGUCAUGAGGUCUCAAGCUGCAUCAAGAGAGAAAGUCAAUAUAGAGGAUGAAGUAAGUGAUGGUGAUGGACAAGAUGAAUCAGGAGAUGAUUUGAAGUUGAGUUCUUCACUGGAGGCAACACGGGAAAUGGUUGUAAUGUGGCGUGAGGCUGGGAAGUUUGUACCUGAAGAGAUGACUGAUGAACAGGUUCAGAUCCUGGCAGAGCUCACCACCAAGUCUGCCAGGAAGAAGUACCUGAAGUUCCUGGCCAUCAAGGAGAACCUCAAAAGAGCUGCAAGAGUAAAAUAUCUGAAGAAGAAGGAGGAGAAACAAAGACAGAGCAUUGAAGGAGCUGAAGAGGGUGAUGAGAGAGGUCAUAAUCCUACAAACACAUUCAUUCGCCAGUAUUGGAGUCGCUCCCUAGACCGGCUUCUGGCUUGGAGGACUGCCCAGGCCAUGCUGUUUGACCAGCCUUUGGUGUUUGACAUGAGCUACGAAUCCAACAUGAACAUGCGGGAGGUGGGGAACACGGUGUCCCAGCUGAUGGAGGUAGAAGGGUGGAACCGGCGCGCCAAAGAGCCUUUUCACCUCCACUUCUGCAAUCUCCAGAAGGAAGGGGUCUUAAUGCAGGAGCUGCUCAAGCGUUAUGGGGAAAAGGUCUGGGAGCACCUGCUCAUUACCACUUCUGAGCGCAGGCAUGUCGACUUAUUCCCCCGUGAACAGCUCGUGUACCUGACAGCAGAUUCACCCAAUGUUCUCCGGAAGUUUGACCACUCCAAAGUCUACAUCAUCGGGGGCCUUGUGGACCGCUCAAUCCAGCCAGGCUUGUCCUUAGCCAAUGCCAAGCGUCUGAAGCUGGAAACAGCACGGUUACCCCUAGAUGAGUUCCUCCACUGGGGGAUGGGGGCCAAAAACCUGACUCUGGACCAGAUGGUCCGUAUCAUGCUCGCUAUGAAGGAUACAGGGAAUUGGAACGAGGCGUUGAAGGCUGUGCCAGUGAGAAAGCAUGAUGGAUUCCACCAUCAAAGGAAACAGACAGCGAUAACCACUAACACAGCCAGAGGAGUAUCAAAUCGUGGAUUUGCUGGCAGGCCUGUAAAAUAUGAAGACACGAAAUUUAAAGGUGAGGGUCCAGCUCUGCAACGGCCCCUUAAAGACUAUAAGUUUGACAAGACAGCUGCAGUUAAAGCACGGUCAUCCUUCAGGAGCAAUACGGAGGGAAGAAAAAGUGCAGGCAAGAGCAAGGAGUGGUGGAGUAAGGGAUAAAGUAUAAUGAUAUCUCAUCCUGUAUGUCUUUAGCCACCGUCAGGGACAUGUGAUGAAUAAAGUGUUAUUUUCUUGGAUGUCCUCUUGGACUAAGUUCUUACAUUGAACUAAAAACAAGGCAGGAAAAAACACAUUUAAAAAGCCAGAAACUACUUUGGUCUUUAUUUUGGUUUAUCAUGAAAAUCAAAAAGCUGCUUGCACUGUAAAUCAUAUUCUCACCAUCACAAAUUUUUUUAUACCUGAGAAACAAAGAUAAAUAUUGUGCAGCUUGAUUUUUUUGAGAACUGCAAACAGGCAUUUGUAACUUUGGACUCAUGUAAUGAUGAUGUGUUUAGAAGCGACAGAAAAAACAGUCAUUUCCUUUUUUUUUCAGCCAUGAAUAACAGAACGAUGCAGCAGAUGACAUGUAACUUAAGAUGUUUUGAGAAAUGUCUUUGAAACACCAAAAAAAAAAUAGUGAAAACCUUUGCAAAUAACCGGACAUGUGCACAUGUAACAUUGUACCAUCAUGAAAAUCAAAUAUGAAAUCUAUAUGGUGUCUUUGCAGCAAUUAACCGGAUAUAUAUUCAUGUUUUUAAAAUACAGUUGUACCAAAAAACUGCAUCGAAGUCCUCUCUAUCCUCACCUCCAUGUUAUUUUACAGCAAUAGUGAACAUGUGCAAAUAGCUCAUCUGUUUUGUCAGCUCUCCACAACAGGCAACUCUGCGAAGCCUCGGGCUUACGCUUACACUUUACGGGCUGUUUGUUCUGUUAUUUACACAAUUACUAUUUGAUCAUUCAGUAAACUCAGAGAACACUAACCUAAAAUUCAAGUUUGAAUGAGCCGACACCCUCAUAACGCCUGCUCAGCAAUAAUACCUUGUCCUAACCUCAUGUCAGAGCAAUAAAUAGAACUUUUCGUGGUUAAAACGAAGCUACAGUCUCCCUGAAAAGCAUUCUGCUUUCUUUACUUUUACUGCAUGAUUCAUGAACAAACAUCUCAUGUUAAUUUCUUUUUUUUUCUCAGGUUCAUGAUAAAAUGUUAUGACAGAAGAAAGCAAAAGAAAAUACAUUUGAAAUAAAAUUUUAAAAUAACAGUCAUACACUUUGAACCCUUUGUAUACACAUGAGAAUAAAGUUGUAAAUUAAUGAAAAGAGGGUGUAAUGACAUAUUCCCUUUUAAAAUAACAAACAGGUGAACUAUAGACAAAAAUGAUGAGAUGUCUCAUAGCUUAACAACUUCACUCUCAUAUAAAGACUAUUUUUAAUAUUACCUUAUUCUUGCAAAUUUACAACUUUAUUCUCAAAACCUAUUUUUCAUCUUUAACAGCGCCCCAUUACACUGUCAUAAAAUAAAGACAGCUUGAUAAAAAUGUUAAAAUCCUUCUAUGACAUGUUAGAAAUGCAAUAAUCAAGGCUGCUACACAGUUAUGCAGCAUAAGACUCAAACUGUUAAAGUCUGCUCGGCCGGGUAACUUUUGAUGUUUACUGAAGUAGUCAGAUAAACAGAGCAGCAGAAUCCUCCAGGCUUCUCUCCCUCUCAGCCAUCAGUCAUUUGAAAUGAGCUUUGUUGUUGUGUUGGCGUCCGAUUCUCUGACCUCACAGCACCAGGAUGUCUCCAGAGCAGCGCUCGCAGCAGUUGAAGGUAAUGUUCUCGUAGCGGGUGUAUGGAUGAAAUCUGCCGAUGCUCUUCUUGUUAGUGAGGAAGUUUGUGGCAGGAGAGUCGCUGAGAGAAGGAUCUGUGUUGUUUUCCGAACAGGAAAUUGGGUCUAAAAUCUUCAGCACCUUAGAUGGACAGAAAGCACAGACGUUAAACUUGGGAUUUCCGCAAAAUACUCGAAAACGUUCAAUAUUUAAAGAUUACAGAGAUACUGCACCUUCUCAGCCAUCUUCUCUGCUGGUGUGCUGCACAGCUGCUCAGCUGUUGUACUGCUGCUUUUUACCACACUGCUGCUACAGCUGGUGCUGCUACUGGUGUUACCAAGCAGGUGGGAAUUGAUGGCGUCGGCUAGCUUAUGAUUGGCUGCAGCGAGUUCUCCUGUGCUGAGAGGCUGCGCACUGGGGUAGUAUGUCUGCUGUCUGCCCCACUGCAGAGACACCAGCAGCUGCUCUAGUGAUCUGAAAUAAAAAGAAAAAACAACAUCAGGUUUUAGACACUGUAAACACCGUCAGUGCGUAUGUAACCCUGCCCGUACCUUAUCAGUCACUUUUAUGAAUAUCUGCUUGAUAUUUUUAGAUUCAUUAAUGUGCAAUAAACUUGGACAGCACCCGUAUUAACCCGUAAAGCAGAUCAAUAUGUAAUAAAUGUAGGUGUAAAUACAUUUUCGUAUUAAUUACAAUUAACUAGAACUUAUAAAUGUUUUAAUAGUGAACAUCUUAAUUUAGCUAUUGGGCUUCUGUUACCUGUGAGUGAGAAACAUGUUUCUGGAGAACUCUUCUCUUUCCAGCAGCAGGUCCUGGAUUGCUCCCUGUGCCUCCCUGGUCUGUCUCUGCAGGGCUGCUCUGGUAUUUGUCAGCUCUUCAGCCAUGACCCUGAAGAGACAAAACACAUGCAAAUGCUUAUGGACCACGACAACCAUCCUUAAUUAUUUUAGACUAAUCCGUACAUACCUUACAUUUUUUUAAUGCUUUCUGUCUCUGAAAUAAAUUCAUAACAAAUUUUAACCAAUUAAAAGCAUAAUUUUAAGGGUACAGUGUGUAGAAAUUGAAAUAUUUUGAUAUAUCUAGUUAACAGACUUGCUAUAGUGGUAGGCGAUACAGCCUCAAAAUGAUAUUGCUUUAUUUUAAGGCAAUUUGUGCGAAUGAUAUUUAUGAUGAUGUGAAAAAAAAAUUUACAGAACAACAUAUUAUUAGUGAUUGCUGCUUCUGAACAACAGCAUUUUUAUUACUGGUGUUAAAAGGGGGUUAAAUUAUAAAAGACUAAUUCUGAGUUUACAACAACUGAAGUUUAUGUAAUUUACUUAUGUUGUAUUCCACCUUUACUAAAUAUGUUCUACUAAAUUCCACUUUAUUAUACUAACUGAAAUUUUGCCCUGGAUUAGAUUAGGCAUCCCAUUUAUUUAAGUUUUGACUGCAUUUCAUACCUGCUGGCCAAGAACUUGCUCCUCCAAACAUCACACUGGAUGCUCAUGCGCUCUAGCUGCUCAGCAGUGUGUGCUAAACAGCGACCCAGAGCCUCAUUCUCCAGGAUCAGCUGGUUCUUCUCCCGAGACAUCCGUUCAAAGUGGUACUGUAGGUCAUCGCCCACUGACGCCACCAGCAGCUUCUUUAGCUCACGGUUCACCUGGUACAGGGAAAGUUUUCAGUGACCAUAAUGGAAUUGUAUUGACUAGUGGAAUUUCCUUAGACGUACAAAUAAAUUCAAUAUAUUUCACAAAAAAAUUAUAAAAUUCACAGAAAGUUUAGAUUGUUGUAAUUCUUUUGUAUGAGUUAAGACAUGAAACAGCAAUAAUCUGUACUGGCAAGUCAAAUAUCUCCAUAUAAAACUCCUUUUCAUUGGGGCCUUACCUCUGUUUGAACACGCAGCUGAUUGGAGAGGCCUUCCUUGUCCUGCAGCAGCCUGCGUUCAGAGUUCUGCAGCUUCUUCAGCUGAAUUUUCCAGUCCUCUACCAGAGGCAGAGGUGGGGAGCCCUGCUCCUCAUUCUGUUGCCCAGUCUCUCCUUUCCCCUCAGCAGGUCCUGUUCGGGUACUUCGGCUGAUCGCAGCACGAGGAACCACAAUCCUCACCGCAUCCACCUCUGUGCAGGCUUCUCGGCUCACCUUGCCCAAAUGAAGCACCCCGAGAGGCUGCGGGGUAACAUGGGGAGCAGAGUGCUUGGAUUUGGGACUUUGCUUUGGGCUUGCCACCUUCAGGAGGGGGACUGCUGGUGAGCUUGGUGGCUGUGGGUCUGCCUUAACUUCCAAGAUGGCAGGUGGUUUUUCAGUUUCCAUGCCAUCGCCAGCGCCUCGAACAGGCACACUGGCUGAGCCUGUGAGAAAUAAGGGAUCAAAAUAACAGUUUUCAACUUUAAGGUCCUGUAAGGAGUUCUUUGACAUUUAUAAAAAGACUGAAAUUUCUAUCAAUUAUUUUUUAAAUGAUGUACAAAAGUAAACAGGACCAGUAUUACGAAAAUGUUUUAUAUUGAUAUCGGGGAAAUUAAUUAUCGAUAUAUAUCGUGAUCGUUUUAUCGCCCAGCCCUAGAUACUAGUAACUGUCUUCAAAGACAUGUAUUACCAUUCCUAAGACACACUGAAGAUCUAAUAAAGUGUCAGUAUUGUGUACUGGGUGGUUGUCAUAUUGCAUACUUCUACCCAACUUGGUGAUGUAACACAAAACAGUUGAUUCGUCGCACAAUGUCACAAAAGUCAGCCAAACUUGUAAUCUUAUUUGUCUUAUCUUUUAUCAAAUUCCUCUGGUUUAACUAUAAUUUUCCCACGUUUGCACUGUAGUCCCGCAGAGUUAUUUAUAUCAAAACUGUUGAUAAUAAUAGCUGUAAAUGAUGAAAACAAUGCUCACCUCUCACUGCAGCAGCCGUCAUGGUGGACGCGGCGUAGGGUCUGCUGCUUCACCUGAGAUUUAUAUUGAUCUUCGCUCUGAAACAUUAGACAAACACAUUAAACAAUAGGUUAACAUCCGUGAGGGUUGACUGUUUAAACGUGACAGUGAACAUGUGAGGGUUAAAGGACAGAUUUAACAGCUGAGGUACAGAUAACAACGCGAUAACGGGAGAUGGCUGGAAAAAAAAAGCUAACUAGCUUAAGCUAGCUCUGUUGUAGCGUUACCCAAAACAAAGAAGCCCAGAGAACGUUAAAAUUACACGAGCGAUACCAAGAGAACGUAAAGAGGCAUUAUUCAUGUCAAUUCGUUUAAAGUUCAUUAUUUUAGAGGAACUGAAAAUGAAUAUACCGGCUGACGAGGGGUCGAUCCUCCUCGAUUGUUUCGCUGUUGAUUUUGUCACC